AUGGAAGAAAGACUUUGAAAUUCAUUGAAAGAGAUUGCACGAGAAGGGAGCCCAGAUACAACUAGAGCUAGGAUUAUUAAUAAAUUAUAUAAAGAGCUCCCGUCGAGCUGCUUUACAAAACCAGACUAUAUUGAAGGGAAUUUUUAUAAAAAAAUUCUAAAAAUUAAUGCAAGUCUGCUAUUAUUAGCAUUUAUUUUGAAAAAAAAUUAAUAAGAAUUAUAUUGAAGCCCGUAAAAAUGGAUUAACCAUAUCUGAAUCUGAACAUGCUCUAGCCUUAGCCAAAAAACUUAAGCAUUCAGGAAUUGAAGAAAUUUUGAGCUGCUUGAAAACGCCCCACCAAGAGAAAGUCAAAGACUUCCCUCAAAAGCGCCACAAAAAGCACAAGAAAGAGCCUGAUCUUAGGAAGAAAAAGAAAGUAGGAAAUAUGUAG
Blepharisma stoltei is the source of this 430-nucleotide messenger RNA. The record is from the annotation of a GenBank genome assembly. Lineage: Eukaryota; Ciliophora; Heterotrichea; Heterotrichida; Blepharismidae.